Molecule: messenger RNA, 1975 nt
Organism: Toxorhynchites rutilus septentrionalis
Lineage: Eukaryota; Metazoa; Arthropoda; Insecta; Diptera; Culicidae
Product: BRCA1-associated protein
Exons: 4
Coding region: 164-1798 (544 amino acids)
Biological process (GO): Ras protein signal transduction; protein ubiquitination
Cellular component (GO): cytoplasm
Molecular function (GO): ubiquitin protein ligase activity; zinc ion binding
Source: RefSeq, a predicted model, not a curated record
GACAUUUGUGUUCAGCUUACGUUUAUUUUUUGCUGACCGUAUAUUGUUCUUUGAUACUACGAAUCAUUCACAACAAAAUAGAAUUUUCUUUCAAAUUUCCUUGUUGGAAAACUGCAAACAUAUCGAAACGUUCCUGGAAGCUUAUUGUGUAUGCACAUUAUAAAUGUCUGUUUUGGUCUCAUUGUGUUUACUCAAAAUUGAAAUAGUUGACGAAAACAACACAAUGAGUGCUGUCGACGAUGAAUGUGAGGCUGCAGGUGCCGCUUCUAACGAUCAUCCAAUAAAUUCACGCCAACAACGGGACAUGAGAGGCCAGCGAAAAUCGAAAAAAAUUACCAUUGAAAGCUAUCGCAACCGGCUAGACUCGGAGGCGAGCACCAACGAGUGUCGGGGUGUGCUGCCGAAAUGUUCCCGCGAGCAAACACCAAUGGACGAAAAUCCACCGACCUCGGUCCAGGAAUUUCCCGGCGAAAUCAACUUUUUCUCGGGCAACCCAUUCGUUGAGGUGACAAAGGGCAUCUUGCAUCUGUACAAACGCAAUGAACGAGCCGACAUCACUGAUGGGCCCUCACGGACGCUCUGCCUUAUUGCCGUUCCCUCGUCGCUAAAUUGCCACGACAUCCUAAAUUUUAUCGCACCAUGUCAUUCGGUCAUCCAGCACGUUCGCAUUCUUCGCGAUGGCUCUCCGAAUCAAUUCAUGGUGCUUUUGGUGUUUCGCUGUGGCGAAGCGGCUGUCGAAUUUUACCAAACAUUCAAUGGAAUCCCAUACAACAGUCUGGAACCGGAUAUGCUCUGUCACGCUGUGUGGGUAUCCGGUGUCGAAUGGGGUAGUAAUGGUAUUGCACCUCAGGGACACACCGAACUUCCCACUUGUCCCGUUUGUCUCGAACGAAUGGAUGAAAGUGUUGACGGAGUAUUGACGAUACUUUGCAAUCACGCAUUUCACGCGGGAUGUCUCAUCAAGUGGGGUGAUUCAACGUGUCCGGUCUGCCGCUGUGUUCAGACACCGGAGCUUUCGGAAACGUCCGUUUGUAUGGAAUGUGAGGGAACGGAAGCCCUUUGGAUAUGUUUGAUUUGUGGUCACAUCGGAUGCGGUCGGUAUCAAGGUGGUCACGCGGCUUCCCAUUACCGCUCAACGAAUCACACCUAUGCCCUACAGCUCGGAACAAAUCGGGUUUGGGAUUACGCCGGCGAUAACUUCGUCCAUCGGUUGCUACAGAAUAAGUCGGAUGGUAAGCUGGUGGCGACACAGUCACCGGGAAAUGAUGGUGAAGAGAAGAUUGAUUCAAUGCAGCUGGAGUUUACAUAUCUGCUGACAUCGCAAUUGGACGCCCAAAGAGAGUAUUAUGAGGAAAGGCUGUUACGACUAGAAUCUAGCAUAACGGGAGAAAAGCAAAAGUUGUUGAAGGAAACAGAGUUGAUUCGGAAUAAGAACGCAUCACUGGAAGGCAGGUUGCAUAAUAUUAGCAAAGAAAAAAAUUCGCUCGAAAAAAAAGUUAAUCAAAUGUCUUCAAAAUUGAACACGAUUACGAAGGAGCUUUCCGAGGAGAGGCAGUUUGGCAAAACACUCCAAUCGAAUCAGUCUUCAUGGCAAACUAAAUUUUCAGCGCUGGAGAGAGAAUGCAACGACAAAGUACGAGAAAUUACCGAACUCAAGGAGCAAGUACGUGAUUUAAUGUUCUUUUUGGAGGCGCAGAACAAAAUUGCAAACUCUGAUCUGAAGGAAGAGAUUGCUGGUGCUUCGGUGGAAAUUCCGAGUCCUAAUAACAAGGGUGCCAAACGACGCACGAAAAAAUAAAUUCAAAAACUAGAAAUAUGCUAAUAGACUGCGGAUUUCAAGCUUUGGCUAGAUGUGGUGAAAUCUCACAAAUGAGUCAGUUUCAUCCCAAGAUAAAUAGCAUAAGCUAUAACCUACUCCAAGUUGUGAUUGUGAUAUUUCCUGUCUGAUUUUAGAAAAUAAACUUUAUGUUUUGAA